This is a messenger RNA of Myotis davidii, 1756 nucleotides long. RefSeq names its product ceroid-lipofuscinosis, neuronal 5 (gene CLN5). Gene Ontology annotation, cellular component: lysosomal membrane; lysosome. Lineage: Eukaryota; Metazoa; Chordata; Mammalia; Chiroptera; Vespertilionidae. The record is from RefSeq and is a predicted model, not a curated record. Gene Ontology annotation, biological process: lysosome organization. Gene Ontology annotation, molecular function: hydrolase activity, acting on glycosyl bonds. Bases 210 to 1031 code for a protein of 273 amino acids. The transcript is spliced from 3 exons.
UUUAUAUGCUAUGGGCUUAGCUUUAAAUGUUUUCUCUAAAAAUGUUAUUGACAGUGAAGUUAAAAUUUGGGUUUUAAAAUGUGCAAGAAGCAGCAUCCUAAGUUGAUGGUUUCUUUUUCUUUAUUAGACGCUUUUCCUUCCGUCCGGCACCAGAUCCUUACUGUCAAGCUAAAUACACUUUCUGUCCAACUGGCUCCCCUACCCCAGUUAUGAAGGGUGAUGAUGUCAUUGAAGUCUUUCGGUUACAAGCCCCAGUAUGGGAAUUUAAAUAUGGAGACCUCCUGGGACACUUGAAAAUUAUGCACGAUGCCAUUGGAUUCAAGAGUACUUUAACUGGCAAGAACUACACAAUGGAAUGGUAUGAACUUUUCCAACUUGGAAACUGCACAUUUCCCCAUCUCCGACCUGAAAUGAAUGCUCCAUUCUGGUGUAAUCAAGGAGCUGCCUGCUUUUUUGAAGGAAUUGAUGAUGGUCACUGGAAGGAGAAUGGGACGUUAGUUCAAGUAGCAACCAUAUCAGGAAACAUGUUUAACAAAAUGGCACAGUGGGUAAAACAGGACAAUGAAACAGGGAUUUAUUAUGAGACAUGGACUGUCCAAGCCAGCCCAGAAAAAGGGGCGGAGACAUGGUUUGAAUCCUACGACUGUUCCAAAUUUGUGUUAAGGACAUAUAAGAAGUUGGCUGAACUUGGAGCAGAGUUCAAGAAGAUAGAAACCAACUACACAAGAAUAUUUCUUUACAGUGGAGAACCUACUUUUUUGGGAAAUGAAACAUCUGUUUUUGGGCCAACUGGAAAUGAGACUCUUGCUUUAGCCAUAAAAAGGUUUUAUUACCCCUUCAAACCACAUUUGUCAACUAAAGAAUUUCUCUUGAGUCUUGUGAAAAUUUUUGAUGCAGUGAUUAUACACAGACAGUUCUAUUUGUUUUAUAAUUUUGAAUAUUGGUUUUUACCUAUGAAAUUUCCUUUUAUUAAAAUAACAUAUGAAGAAAUCCCUUUACCUAACAGAAACAAUACAAUCUCUGGUUUAUAAAAUCUUCAUUCUACUGAUUUGUAUCCUUCUACCACCAGCAUAUCAGUCUUUCAUGGAGUUCUACAUUUGUGUAUUUUUUAGGCCUUUCUUCCUUGGGGCAAAAAGGUAAAAUGCACAGGGGCAGAAUUGCUGCAUAAUAAUAUCUCAGGAAUUUUUUUGGAAAGAAGCUGAAACUCUAAUAGUGUUGGCCAAAGUGAGCACAUUAUGUGAUCUUGAUUUCAAUCUCCCAACCCUUUAUUAACAUGGAGAAUUAUAGUUUAUAUCAGCUAUAUAGGCUCUUUAGACCCAACAUUUUAAAAUCAUGAAUAUAGUGUACCAAGAUUUUAAAAUUAGCCCCAGUGACAUUUUCAUGGUAGGAGCUAUUGUCUUCUGGUAUGGUAGUUACCCUUUUACACUUAAGUACUCUUUGGUAGUUUAGACGGACUUUACCGCUCUUGCAGCUUUUGGAACUGCUCUAUUAGUUUGAUUUUGUUCCGUCCACUUAAAGCUAAAGACUAAUCUGGACGCCAUAUGUAGAGUGGCUGUGGUUCCAGAUGAAAAAGAGCACAAGUGUUUGGCUAGUAUUUUAGAACUAGCUAGUAACUGGCCUUGUGUGAUAUAAGCAACUUAAUACCUUCGAACCUUAGUUUCCUUAGCUCUAAAAUGAUUCAUCUGUGAGGACUGUGGUAAAGAUUGAAGCCAUGUAUGUUUGGCAUAGUAAGGUCAAAAUAAAUAGUAGCUAUAAA